AUGCUCUUAAUUGCCGCAACAAUCCUCGUCGUGAUUUGCAGGACCAUUGAAUCAACACCUGAAGAGGACAAGAUCGUGAAGCUACCAGGACAGCCAGAGGUUAGCUUCCAGCAGUAUGCAGGGUAUGUGACUGUUGAUGAAACCCAGCAGAGGAAACUGUUCUACUACUUUGUUGAAGCUGAGACCAACUCCACUUCCAAGCCUCUCGUUCUCUGGCUAAAUGGAGGGCCUGGUUGCUCGUCAGUUGGCGGUGGAGCUUUCACUGAGCACGGCCCGUUCAAGCCCAAUGCUGCAGGCUAUCUUGUAAAAAAUGACUACAGUUGGAACAAAGAAGCAAACAUGAUAUACCUGGAAUCGCCUGCUGGAGUUGGUUUCUCCUACUCAACAGAUUCAUCAUUCUACAACUCUGUGAACGAUACCAUAACAGCGCAUGAUAACUUGGCGUUCCUACAACAAUGGCUGCUCAAGUUCCCACAAUACAAGAACAGAGAUCUGUUCAUCGCGGGAGAGAGUUAUGCUGGUCACUAUGUCCCACAACUUGCUCAAUUAAUCGUGGAGUCGGAAUCAAAUCUCAGCAUGAGAGCCAUAGCUAUAGGGAACCCGACACUAGAGUUCGACACAGACUUCAACGCGGAAGGGCAGUUCUAUUGGUCUCACGGCUUGAUUUCAGAGGAUACCUAUAACUUCGCCAACGCAGCCUGCAACACUUCACGGCUCAGGAGACAGGCCAUGUCAAGGGAUUUUUCUGAAUCCUGCAAAAUCGUUGCAGCCCUGAUUCAUGCUCAAGUUCCUGAGCAAGACUUUGAUACGUAUGAUGUCACUGCCGAUUCCUGCUUAUCAAAAGCUGCAACGAACGUUGCAGCUCUAAAGCAGCACUCCUGGGCAACCAUUUUCCAUCCAUUCUCAUCUCUGCGUUCCAACCAAGCUGGUGCUCGCAGAUAUGCUGUAAGUUUCGAUGAAUUUCCAGACCUCUGCAUACAAGAUGAGAUGAACAAGUACUUGAACAGGAAAGAUGUUCAACAAGCUAUGCAUGCUCAGCUUGUAGCCAUCAGCAACUGGACUGCUUGUACCCACCGCAUAAAGUACGAUGAGAGCAACUUGGAGAAUCCAACAAUUGGAGUGGUGGGAUCGUUGGUGGGUUCGGGGAUUCGAGUACUGGUUUACAGCGGAGAUCAAGAUGCUGCAAUCCCAUUCAUAGGUACAAGGAGUCUGGUGAAUCGUCUGUCGAAACAGUUGGGAUUGAACACUACUGUGCCUUACAAGCCCUGGUUUGACGAUGAACAACAGGUUGGUGGAUGGACACAAGUCUAUGGGGAGAACAACAAACUUUCAUAUGCAACCAUUAGAGGAGCCUCUCACAUGGCCCCGCUCUCCUCGCCCAAGAGAUCGCUCACUUUAUUUGCUGCAUUUCUUGCUGGGAAGCCAUUGGCAGCUUGA
Messenger RNA from Linum tenue, 1437 nucleotides. The record is from the annotation of a GenBank genome assembly. NCBI's taxonomy places the organism in Eukaryota, Viridiplantae, Streptophyta, Magnoliopsida, Malpighiales, Linaceae.